GAGCGCCGCGGGGUCGCGCUGCACAGCCUGCGGCGCAGCGGAGGCGGAGCGCAGUCAAGUCUGCAGAGUGGUGCGUCUGUAGCCAGCAAAUUACUUUAUCAUCUAGAUUAUCCAUUCAAUUGAUCCUAAUUAGCAAGGAUAACAAGAAUCGUCCGCACUUCAGUCCCCGGCAGCGUGACCAUGUCGAGACCCCGGAAGAGGCUGGCUGGGACUUCUGGUUCAGACAAGGGACUAUCAGGAAAACGCACCAAAACUGAGAACUCAGGUGAGGCAUUAGCUAAAGUGGAGGACUCCAACCCUCAGAAGACUUCAGCCACUAAAAACUGUUUGGAGAAUCUAAGCAGCCACUGGCUGAUGAAGUCAGAGCCAGAGAGCCGCCUAGAGAAAGGUGUAGAUGUGAAGUUCAGCAUUGAGGAUCUCAAAGCACAGCCCAAACAGACAACAUGCUGGGAUGGUGUUCGUAACUACCAGGCUCGGAACUUCCUUAGAGCCAUGAAGCUGGGAGAAGAAGCCUUCUUCUACCAUAGCAACUGCAAAGAGCCAGGCAUCGCAGGACUCAUGAAGAUCGUGAAAGAGGCUUACCCAGACCACACACAGUUUGAGAAAAACAAUCCCCAUUAUGACCCAUCUAGCAAAGAGGACAACCCUAAGUGGUCCAUGGUGGAUGUACAGUUUGUUCGGAUGAUGAAACGUUUCAUUCCCCUGGCUGAGCUCAAAUCCUAUCAUCAAGCUCACAAAGCUACUGGUGGCCCCUUAAAAAAUAUGGUUCUCUUCACUCGCCAGAGAUUAUCAAUCCAGCCCCUGACCCAAGAAGAGUUUGAUUUUGUUUUGAGCCUGGAGGAAAAGGAACCAAGUUAACUGAGAUACUGCUGCUGGAAUGGGUGAGACAUUGCUGCAAAGAAGUCAAGCUUUUUUCAGGCAAAAGAAGGUGUGAGGGGGCUUGCUUGGUAUGCUUACCUGGGCUUGUGUACCUCAGUGGUUUUUGUGUACUUUUUUCAAUAAAAUAUCAAAGUUGAAGAA
Pan troglodytes (chimpanzee) is the source of this 1020-nucleotide messenger RNA. RefSeq names its product thymocyte nuclear protein 1 (gene THYN1). The transcript is spliced from 8 exons. Lineage: Eukaryota; Metazoa; Chordata; Mammalia; Primates; Hominidae. The record is from RefSeq and is a predicted model, not a curated record. Gene Ontology annotation, cellular component: nucleus. The coding region runs from base 181 to 858 and encodes 225 amino acids.